Messenger RNA from Anisakis simplex (herring worm), 366 nucleotides. The record is from the annotation of a GenBank genome assembly. NCBI's taxonomy places the organism in Eukaryota, Metazoa, Nematoda, Chromadorea, Rhabditida, Anisakidae.
AUGCGUCUUUCCGCCCGCCACCGUGUGCUCGCCCGCAUCAGCCUUUUCGCGCUGAUGCUGCUGAGUGUUGUGGCGCGGCCGAUGGUGAUCCAGCUGAGCGAACUGCAUGGUCUGGAGCACGACAUCGCCGCUGCGUUCGACCAUGGGCAUUCCCAUCCGGCCGGAGCCAGUGACAACCUCGACGACGACCACGCCUCUGGUGCGCACAGCGUGCUGCACCAGGCAGACGCAAGCUUCGCAGGGAGCCUGUUCAAUGGCCACCACCAGGUAGUCGCUCUCGCACUGAGCGCCGACGUGCCCGCAUUGCGGCUGCUGCGCGUGCCUUUGGGUUAUCCCGCCUCGCCCUUCCGGCCUCCGAUCGUCUGA